Molecule: messenger RNA, 2847 nt
Organism: Ectocarpus siliculosus
Lineage: Eukaryota; Phaeophyceae; Ectocarpales; Ectocarpaceae
Source: the annotation of a GenBank genome assembly
AUGCCGCGUCGCAACAACAACGGAAGAGGGACCACCAGCAGCGACGGCGGCAGCGACGCCGCUGCCCCUGCCACUUCCGCGGCACCGGCGCCUAGCGGUCCCUUCGGCGAUGCCGCCGGGCGUGGUGGGCCAGCAGGCACGGAGCGGCACCGUCCGUCUUCUCCCGGCCGCAGUGAUCACGGGCCAGGGGCCUCUGCAACUCCGAUGCCGUACGCUGGUAGAGCCCGAAGACAGCCUGCCGGCGGUGGCGGCGGUGGUAAUUCGCGGCAGUCGGCGAGACAUCACGGUGGUGCGAACGACGCUGGAUUGAGCGCGGGGCUUCCUCGAGCAGGCGCAGCCGGCGGCGGCUGCGGUAGCGGGGGUGAUGGUAGUGACGGCAAUGCCGGGACGAACGCCGUCGUCGUACGUGACGAAGACGCCGCCGCCGCCGCCGCCGCCGCUACCGAUGCUGGGGAAGGAGGCGAUAGGGUGGCAGCGGCGGGGUCAUCGAGCGGGGAGGAGGGCGGCGAAGUCGGGUUCGUCGCGGCCCCGCGGGCGGAAGGCCUGACCGGGGACGACUUCCAGUGCAACAUUUGCUGGGAGAUGCUGGCGAGGCCGGUCACCCUGGCGUGCGGGCACACCGCGUGCGAGUCGUGCAUGGCGAAGUACCUGCGGGCACAGGCUCAGGCUCAGGCUCAGAUCGGGAACCUUCGCGCCAACCGCAUUUCGUGCCCCGCGGGGUGUCAGCGCAUGAUCCCCCUGGUGCUACCUGAAGUGACGACCAUGGUGCAGAAGCUGCUCACGAGAGGAUUUCCCAGCGCCUACCGGGAGCGCCUCCAGGAGACUGAACCCGAGCGCGCGCUCGUAUCACAGGUGCGGCGCAUUGCAGACGAUGCUGCGGCCGAAUCGCGCAGACGAAGACGUCGACCUCACCAUCACGGCCACGGUGGGAUUGGGGGCGCGGUCGGAGGCGGGGGGGCCGGCGGAGGGCUCGGAGGGGUGGCUAGGGAGGUCGUGGGUUUCGGCAACGUGCCCCCCGGGUUUAUGCAGGGGCUGCACGGCCAGCAGAACGCGGCACGAUUUCGGAGCCUUGCUUUCUGGCGUAAAAACAACGAACCCGCGGUGACCGUCACAACGUCCGCAUCCGGACACCAGUGCGUCGCAGGGGGGGGCGCGGGGGAUGCCGGUUCGGGUGACUGCAGCGUUGCCAACGAUGGCGCUGAAAAGGGUGAAUUUGCCGAGGUUUCCUCUGAGGAGGGCGGCGGCGGCGCUUGGUGUUGGCUGUUUUCGAUGGAGAUGAAUGUUCAGGAGUACAUCGCGCACAACCGUUGGAACGCGCUCCGGUCCUUCCACCCUUCCACCAGCCCCUGGUCCGGCCCGCUUUUCCUCUACCUCGAGGACCCGGUACUAUUGACCCCUUCCUCCUCCUCCUCUUCUUCUGGCGCGCAAGCAACAUCAUCAUCGUCGUCCGUUGCUUCGAAGAAGGGGCCCCGUGUGGGUGGGGAUGGUAGCAGUGAUUCCGCGUCUCCCCCCUCGGGGUGGCUCUCCACGCUGGCGUGGCCGGUGACGUACUCCCUUCGGAAGAUCGGGGUCUUGUCCUCACCGGCCAACACUUCGGAAGACUCUUCUGGAAACGACGACGGUGCUUCUGUGGCGGCGGCAGGCGAAGCAGCGGGAGGGAAUGGGAGUGGUGGCGGCGGCGGUGUUAGCGACGGUGACCGCCAUGAGUGCGGCCACGCUUCCGUCGACGGCGGCGGCGGCGGCUGCUGCGGCGAAGACAACGAAGUCUGCUGGCGAGAGGGGAAAAAGGCGCCCGAGGAGGUUUCCUCUCCCGCCGAAAGAUUCUCCGCCGAAAGUUACUCCGUCGAAAGUUCCUCCGCAGACGCCGGCAGCAGCGGCGCGGAAGGGGCAGCGGGCGAGCCGCAGCAGCAGCGGCGGAUCUUCCUGGAGUUCUUUGGGCCCGUGGUGGGGGUCUUCGCGGCCCUUGGGCUCCCGGCGUGGCUGUCGGAACUCUUGACGGUGGUGGCGGCGCAGCUGUGUCCUCUGCUUGCGGCGAUGCCUCUGCUUCGCCUCAGCCCUCGGAGCACGAAGGGUGCCGAAGGUGAUAGCGCAGACGAUCUGGUGUCCCUCGACUUCUCCCUGGACCUGGCGAUCUACGCCGUUUUCACCCUGGCCAUCGCUACGGUCACCCUGUGGCGGUUCACGUGGAAGACCUUUAAGAGGGACCAGCCUCGCAGCCGAACGCUCAAGCUGCUUCUCACCGCGGCGGCGUCCCACCUCGUUCGGGAAGUGGUGAUGAUAAAGGUGGCAUUCCCGAUCAUCGAGCACCUGCUGUUCCACUACGUGCUGCAGUGGCGGAGGAGGUACCUCUUGACGUGGUUGGCGCUGUCUAUUCGCGUCUUCAUAAUCAGACUGCUUGCUUGUCUGCGCGUGGCGCUACUCAUGGCGACUCCCUUCGUGCCUCGCGGCUUGCUCCACACGCUUGAAGGGGUGUGGUGCCACCUCUUCACCUACCUCCUGCUGGGCACACGCUUCUUCAACACUUUUUUCGUCGGUGACGGUCCUAGGCGGCACGUCGGGGGGCGCGCCGCCCGCCGCUGGGUCCGCGCGAUGAGAGAGGCGAGGGCCGGGGCGGCGAGAGCCAACGUGCCCAUGGCCAACCUCGCGGCCAUUCCCAACUUCCCGCCCCUCCCCCCCCACCGGGCAGGCGCCGCCGCUGGCGCUGCUGCGGCUGGUGCUGAUGCCGGUGCAGACGCUGCCGCGCCGCCUGCCGCCGCCGGCGACGCCGGCGACGGCGACGGCUCGAGCCAACGGCAACGGCAACGGCAACGGCAACCCGCGGGGUGGCGGUGCCGAAGUCGGCGGUGA